AUGAUGUCCAUGUUCCGACUAUGCCUCGCAGCAUCUUUGCAUCGAUCCGUGGCGGAGUUCGUUCUUGAUGUAGGCGCUCCACGCACGGGCACGCAGAGCAUGUGGACGGCCUUGAAGACGCUUGGCCUCAACACCUUGUGGAGCGGAUACUACGCUGGCUUCCGCAUCCCUUUCUGCCAAUACCUCAUGGAGAAAGGCGUUCCUUAUCCAGCAGAGUUGCUUCAGGGGUUUGAAGGAGCCAUGGACGAGCCGUUCCACCUCCUCUAUGAGGAAGUUUUGCGCACAAUUCCGGACGCAAAGUUUGUAUACACUCUCGCGGAUCCCGACACAUGGUAUGACAGCUACUGCAACUUCUACGAUCACCUCCCUCAUGGGUAUUACGGUUCCAUUGACCAUCACGCUCCUCCGGUUCUCCAUGUCAAAGAGCCCAUGAAUCGCAUGGUGGCUUUACAAAAAGCCAAGGCCGGACAAAAUGCGACAGAGAACCCCAAUGACGUAGACAAGAUGAAGCCAGGGUUUCAGACAGAGUUUUGGGAAUGCAACUCUGUCCAUGCAUGGGGCUGCCGAUUUGAGAACAUGGACGAUCGCAAGGAUCCAGAGGUCCGGGCGCGAUGUUUGAAAGGAUUUCAACAACACAAAGAGAAGGUCUUCCGUACCAUUCCCAAAGAGCGCCUCCUCGUCUUCAACCUCUCAGAUGGCUGGACACCUUUGUGCGACUUCUUGGACAAGCCCGUUCCAGAUGAAGCAUUUCCACGUGUGGACCGCUUCGAGUUGCUCCCAACGGUGGCACCUACGGGGGUUUCUCUCGUGCAGCGUCAUGCUGAGCGCUUACGCCGCAAAGACGACCUCUGA
Symbiodinium sp. CCMP2456 is the source of this 852-nucleotide messenger RNA. Lineage: Eukaryota; Dinophyceae; Suessiales; Symbiodiniaceae. The record is from the annotation of a GenBank genome assembly.